UUGUUUUCGUUCGAAACGGUUUUGCCUUACGCUCUUUCAUCGUCGCCUCACGAAAAAACACAAACCCUCCAAACUCGAAUUCUCUUAUAUCUCAAAGGAAGAUGUCCGUUGCUUCCACUCAUCCAUCUCUGUCCAUCGUCUCGACCCCCAAUGCUCCUGGAGCUAUCGGUCCUUACUCUCAGGCAAUCAAAGUCGGGGAUCUCCUCUUCUGCUCAGGGUGUCUCCCAGUCGAUCCUUCAACUGGCGCCAUCCCUGACGAUGUAGCGGCUCAGACCAAACAGGCGCUGAAGAACUUGAGAGCGGUUGUAGAAGCCGGUGGUUCAGAAUUGGGAAAGGUCGCCAAGACCACAGUUUUUCUUAAAAACAUGAACGACUUCCUUACUGUCAAUAAAUAUUACGAAGACGCGUUCGGCGACCACAAGCCAGCUCGUUCCGCUGUUGAAGUGGCAAGGCUACCCAAAGAUGUUUUGGUCGAGAUUGAAUGUAUUGCGAGCUUGAAAUAAUCCAACUUCAAAUGGCAAGCAAAUGUAAUAGUGGAAUCUGUAGAAUCAGGAAAUAGAAGUCCUUUGUAUCGUCACAAUCAACCCGAAUGCUAACCGAAUUCAU
Marasmius oreades (fairy-ring Marasmius) is the source of this 606-nucleotide messenger RNA. RefSeq lists its product as uncharacterized. The record is from RefSeq and is a predicted model, not a curated record. NCBI's taxonomy places the organism in Eukaryota, Fungi, Basidiomycota, Agaricomycetes, Agaricales, Marasmiaceae. Gene Ontology annotation, molecular function: deaminase activity. The coding region runs from base 102 to 503 and encodes 133 amino acids. Gene Ontology annotation, cellular component: cytosol. The transcript is spliced from 4 exons.